AUGGAGCUGCAGAAGUCGCCCAUGUUAAAGCGCAAACGAGUUGGCAGUGGCGAGGUUGACUUGUCCCAGAGACCCAACAAACGGCGCAUGGAGAGACCACCGCAAGUGUUCGUCCCCGCAAACCCAACGCCAAUAGAAAAGCCGUUGGCGGUCGCUUCCCCUGCCAGGAAUGAGAUGCCAGUGCAAUUCGACCUCCCACGAAAGGUUGAGCAGACAGAGAUGGACAAUGCACAACCAGUCUUGGACGCGCCCUCCACCGUUCGGCUGAAGCCCGACAAGCAGACGCUUCGUCAAAUUUUGAACUCACAGAUCAGUCUAGAGAUCCUGUUGAAGCACAAUGAACUUCGUCUGAUCGACCAGGAGAUCGCCAAGUGUCAAAUAGCGCUAGAGCAGUUACGGCGGUGUGCGGAAAUCCCUUACCCGGUGACAGGACUUUCCCAAAAUGCUAGCCAAGGGCUAGGUCCAGUCGUCAGAUCAUCGAGGUUAACCGUGCAACCCGAAUCCCCGGCCCCAUGGGGUGUCACCGAUGGACCGUACACAAGGCACUACGCCAAAUGGCUAUUACCGGAUCCCUUGUUCGAUGGAGGCGAUGUGCCUGGGAAUGCUGGUCUGAACACACCAGCUGGCAAAACACCAACCAAGGGUAGGUCCACGCGAGGCAGUUUCGCAGAUUCAAGCACGGCUGCAGGCAAGUCAAAGGCCCAACGAGCAGGGAAAUUUCAUGCCCUGUCCAGCGGCUAUCCACAACCGAAGGAUAAAGCUGGUCCGAUGAUUCAGAAACGCAAAUCUGACGGCCUGCUCGUCAAGCUCGUCUGUCUCGACUGUCGACGGGACAACUUUUCGAGCGCGCAAGGUUUCAUCAACCAUUGCAGGAUUGCCCAUAGUCGAAAUUUUGCGAGUCAUGACGCUGCAGCUGAUGCAUGUGGCGAACCUGUGGACGUGGAUGAGGCUGGUGCUGUGAUAGGUGGUGAGGGAUCUGCCGGCAGUUCCACGACUGGACUGGUUCAUCCUUUAAUCUACACUGCUCUUCUUCCGAAACAAGAGACGCCAAAGAAAUCAUCAGAUCCUAGGCCAACCAGGGCGGGGACAGGUCCUCCAGAUGAACAGCCAUUGAAAUCUUCCGUCGCCGAUAUAGCCGAGCAUUCUUUAGCUACUCAACUUACCCCGUCACCACUCACCCCUAACUUAUCUUGUAUGAUGCAGAGAAAGGGAGCCAGCCUCGAUCUUCAAGGCCUGGUGGCUUACAUGAAAACCUCAGUACCUGUCGAUGACCCUUCGGAGAGCGAGGGCGAAGGCGAUGAAGACUCCAAAAUGGCAGAAGCUCCCCCCCUUGGACGACAUCCACAUCUCACCGGAAGCAUGCAACCCGCGUGUUCCACAGCGACAGUACAACCAGACUCACCUUCUGGCAGCCGGAAGGGAGCGCACAAGUCGCGCAUGCUACACGACGCCGAUCAGCCUUCGCUACCACCUGCCCCCCCAGCAGUGGCAGAUGUUAUCACCUCGCAUCCAUGUGUGCCUCCAUUACAUGGCAACGAGCUAGAAUCUUCACCAACUAAUGAAAUCAAUCAAGCUCCGAGCCUGGUUGACGACGAUGGGGACGAUGAUUGCGAAGCACACUCGCCUUCGUACUCUGCUUCUUGCUCCAUCGAUACCGAGAACCGAGACCUAGAUUUUGAAGUUGAAGAUGGGGAUGAGGGUGGUCCGUCUACUCGAAAUCGGUCUACGGAGUCAGAUUACACUGGCACUGCAAAACAUCACCCUCCACCUGCUCCUCCACGGCGGGCAUCUGCAUUUCGCAGGAGCAUUAGCGGCAGAGAGGAGAAGCAUGUCAGCUUUGUAAGUCCGAGUCCAGCUCGUGAAGCUGAGCCGUCAAAGAAGGCCGGCGGUCGUAAGAGGAGAAGAACAGGGACUGUUCCGUGA
Messenger RNA from Endocarpon pusillum Z07020, 1923 nucleotides. RefSeq lists its product as uncharacterized. NCBI's taxonomy places the organism in Eukaryota, Fungi, Ascomycota, Eurotiomycetes, Verrucariales, Verrucariaceae. The transcript has a single exon. The record is from RefSeq and is a predicted model, not a curated record. The coding region runs from base 1 to 1923 and encodes 640 amino acids.